Aspergillus homomorphus CBS 101889 is the source of this 806-nucleotide messenger RNA. RefSeq lists its product as uncharacterized. Lineage: Eukaryota; Fungi; Ascomycota; Eurotiomycetes; Eurotiales; Aspergillaceae. The transcript has a single exon. The record is from RefSeq and is a predicted model, not a curated record. Bases 193 to 651 code for a protein of 152 amino acids.
UGAAUCUUCUUGCCCUCCUACCUAUCUUAAAACCAAUUCUCUUCUUCUCCUCCUUACCCUCCCUAUCUAAGGGACUCUCCUCCCCUCCGCUCUCCGAAUCAAUGGUAACCGGGGGUGACAGUCCGUCCUGCACAUUUCGGACUUCAUACCUGGAUCAUAACAAUUUUCCCUAAAUAAACUGUCACGGAAACCAUGGAUGUGGCCUCGGGUUACCGUACGGUACCGUUGACUGACUAUCAUCAGGACCCAAUGCCCCUUGCAGACUCCACUCCGAAUGAACCACAAAUCGGAUGUCCCCAUUUCGGGUACGCUUUACCGUCCUUACGUGCCUUACACCGGCUGUAUUCUCAGCGAAGUAUUUGUGAGUGGGUGUCUCUUCCAUCCUCCACCAGCCCAUUCUCAAUCGACCUACAGAGCAGAUCCUCUCCUGCAGUAAGUAUGUUGAUCGUUGAUGCUAUGCUACUGAGCCUGCCAGACACCGCUCGAAACCGGCCUGUCGACCAUAUCUCAUGCAUUUAUUGCUCGUCCCGCAUGUCAAACAUGGGUACUCGAGUUGAAACGGCAAUGCCUGCAAGACCCCCACCCUUCCCCAUCCAUCAGCUACUGAGUAGCUGGAUAUCUACCGCAGGGCAAUUUAUGCGAUUCGAAUGACCGCGUCUGGCGGGAUGUGGGCCGAUCUGGGGCUGAAGUCUGAAUUGAAGGCUGAAAAGCCCAAGCCUCAAUUGCAUCCUUAGAGGGGGAGGAUACCCUCUUUUUCCACUGCGCGAGACGCCUUCCGCACAAAUCAUUGGUAGCGGCUGCCCACC